Molecule: messenger RNA, 1559 nt
Organism: Ostrea edulis (European flat oyster)
Lineage: Eukaryota; Metazoa; Mollusca; Bivalvia; Ostreida; Ostreidae
Exons: 1
Coding region: 87-1559 (490 amino acids)
Biological process (GO): DNA integration
Molecular function (GO): nucleic acid binding
Source: RefSeq, a predicted model, not a curated record
GUCAGCCCAUCUCGCAAAAGUCCAUUACGACAUCUAAUCUCAUCACCAAGAAAUUUGAUCAUUUCGGUGAUUGGAGAAAACUCAUCAUGGGUAUUGCCUAUCUCAACCGAUUUUGUCACAAGUUUAAAGCUCGCCAUGACAAGAAUCCUAUGCUACCUACCCAUUGUGAUGAAAUACGUGAAGCGGAGAUAUUUGUCUUGAAACAGACUCAACAAGAAAAGUUCUACAAGGAAAUUAACAGUUUAAAGGCAGGACGACCUUUGGCCAAGGACAGUUGUAUCGCAACACUUUCGCCAUUCUUGGAUGAAAACCAACUUUUGCGUGUUGGUGGAAGAAUAAACAAAGCUGCUGGAAACCUCUCUUCAAAGGAAAUUAAUCCGAUUAUUCUUCCGAAGCGCAACCACAUCUCUAUCCUUUUGAUAAGUCAUUUUCAUGAGCGAGUAAAGCAUCAAGGGAGGUUAUUCACAGAAGGUGCACUUCGCACAGCUGGAUUUCGGAUCCUUGGAGGCAAACGUAUGAUUUCAUCCAUUAUACAUAACUGCGUAACUUGUCGAAAACUUCGUCGCAACCUUGAAACACAAAUGAUGGCAGAUGUCCCAGAGGACAUGAUAACACCAGGCCCACCUUUCACAUCGGUUGGAGUAGAUGUAUUUGGACCGUGGGAAGUUUCUACUCGCAGAAUUAGAGGAGGAGCAGCAAACAGCAAACGAUGGGGACUGAUGUUUACAUGUCUUACAUCUAGAGCAGCUCACAUUGAAGUUAUUGAAGAGAUGUUGAGCUCCUCAUUUAUAAAUGCGCUGCGUAGAUUUCUGUUACUUCGUGGUCCUGUGAAAAUAAUACGAUCUGACCGCGGCACCAGUUUCAUUGGGGCUGCUGAGGAGAUGAAGGUGAACACCAUCAAAGUGGAUGAAGGACCAAUUCAACAGUUCCUAGAUAAAUCUUUCAUCACCUGGAUUUUCAAUGUACCACAUUCCUCCCAUAUGGGUGGAGUCUGGGAGCGAGUUAUUGGAAUGACAAGGAAAAUCCUCAACUCGAUGCUCUUAGAAUCCUAUGGAAAACCUCUAACACACGAGACCCUAGCAACGUUCUUAUGUGAAGUUUGUGCCAUCAUAAACUCUCGUCCUAUCGCACCAAUAUUUUCAGAUCCAGAUGAACCGAUGAUUCUUACUCCAUCUAUGAUUCUCACUGGAAAAGUUGAUUUCCUUCCAGUUGUGUCUAAUUCACUUAGUCAACAAGAUGUUUUUCGAGCACAGUGGAAACGCGUACAAGUACUAGCAGACAUUUUUUGGAAUCAGUGGCGUAAACAGUAUCUUGCUAUUCUACAGAGCAGACGCAAGUGGAAAUGCAGAACAAGAAACAUUAAAGUAAACUAUGUGGUACUGUUAAAAGAUUCUGCUGAAAACCGAAUCAACUGGCCAAUGGGUAUUAUCGAUCGUGUAUUUCCGAGUGAUGACGGAAUGGUGAGAAAGGUUGUUGUACGAACAAUUCGAGCUGGAAAACCAACAUUCUACAUCAGACCCAUUCAUGAACUUGUGUUGUUGAUUGACAGUGAAGAGUGA